AGAAGGAGGAGAGCGGAGGCGGAAGUGACGCGCAAUUGUCCUGUUCCUCUUCCCAGAAGGCACCGCGAGGAGAGGAAAAGGAAGACGUGUCCCUGGAGCAACUUGAGGAUGGUGACAGACGUGCAGCUGGCCAUCUUUGCCAACAUGCUGGGGGUCUCCCUCUUCUUGCUGGUCGUCCUCUAUCACUACGUAGCCGUCAACAACCCUAAGAAGCAAGAAUGACCCCUGGAAAGAGCGGAGCCCUGUUGCCAGCACCAUGAAGCAUUGAGCCUGGGAUGUCUCUUCCCCCGUGGAGUUCCACAGCUCGGCCACACCACCAGACAUGGCGGGAGGCUCGCCCCUUCCUCCUCCUUCCUACCGAACCUUCCCUCCUGCCUCCCGCCAGCUUUGACCAGACAUGAAUUUGUACGCUUCUCUUUUUUUUUUUUUUGUCAAACAAAAUUUAUUAAUAGAAA
Messenger RNA from Anolis sagrei ordinatus, 455 nucleotides. RefSeq names its product oligosaccharyltransferase complex subunit 4, non-catalytic (gene OST4). Gene Ontology annotation, cellular component: oligosaccharyltransferase complex. Lineage: Eukaryota; Metazoa; Chordata; Lepidosauria; Squamata; Anolidae. The record is from RefSeq and is a predicted model, not a curated record.